This is a messenger RNA of Ornithorhynchus anatinus (platypus), 4151 nucleotides long. It is a transcript of the gene CPAP, whose product is annotated as centromere protein J. Gene Ontology annotation, biological process: centriole elongation; cilium assembly. NCBI's taxonomy places the organism in Eukaryota, Metazoa, Chordata, Mammalia, Monotremata, Ornithorhynchidae. Gene Ontology annotation, molecular function: tubulin binding. The coding region runs from base 155 to 3955 and encodes 1266 amino acids. Gene Ontology annotation, cellular component: nucleus; centriole; centrosome. The record is from RefSeq and is a predicted model, not a curated record. The transcript is spliced from 16 exons.
UCGGAAAGGGGACGGGAGGAGCCGGCGGCGCCUCCGCCGAGGCGGCAGCACGGUAUUGAAAGUCGGUAGUCAUUCUAACAGUGUGGCGCCCUACUUAUUAAAAUUUAUGCACCGCUUUCAUUAGUAGUGUGUACAAUACAUUAAGAAUCUCCAGAUGCCCACCUCUUCAGAUUUAAACUGCUGGUCGAGCUUGGGAGCUCGGUGGAUGACCAGUCCUUCUCGUGCUGGAGUCAUACUGAACGGUGAUCUUUCCAAUUUGGAAAGAGAUGGAGAAAAUCAUGCUAUAAGAAGUUUGUCUUCUCAUUUCCCUGUUAAAGCUACACCUUUUUCAGACAGCUGGAGUUACAUGAGUGAAGAUUCCCUUUACGAAGAACAUAUCUUGGCACCUAGCAACCCCGACCGAAUACAGUUGAUUGCGACUGAAACGUGUGCGGGGUUUCCUUCGGCUAAAACCGAACAAAUGGUGACGUGUGAAGAAGUUCCAGAUCAAAGGGAGGAGUCCAUGAAUGAUUCUGUAUCCGAUAGUAUGGGGGAAUUCAAAGAAACAGCUUAUAAAGAUCCACUUUUUCAAAAGCUGGAACAGUUAAAGGAAAUACAACAGAAGAAACAGGAACAGCUGAAGAGGCAACAAUUAAAGCAACUUCAGCGACUCAUGGAAGAACAAGAGAAGCUACUUACGAUGGUAUCUGGGCAGAAGGCACUCUCAGAAGGAUGUAUCGUCCCUUGUUGGGAGAAAACAACAGAGCAGCUACAAGAAGGAAGAGAGACUGAUGUCCUAGACUCAAAAAGGGAAGAUUCUUCUGGCAGUUACACUGGAAACAAGUUCUGGGAUGGGACUAAUUUCGAAGAAAGGCCAAUUAAAGCUGCUAUUAAAGAGAGGAAGCAGACAUUUGAAGAAUUUCUAGAGGAGCAAAUUCGAAUAGAAGAUGAAGAACUGAAGCAAAAACAGCUGCAGGAAGUACAAGGAUCUACCAUAGCCAAAACAAUACCUAAACGGCCAUUUUUGAAACGAGGAGAAGGUUUAGCUAGGUUUACUAAUGCUAAAUGUAAAUUUUGGAGCCAUAGAGUAAAUGAAGCAAUGACUCAAAGCACUUUAGAGCACCAAGCUAUAGGUAGAGUGGAAAAACAGCAGAUCCAGAGGAAAACUUCUCUUAUAAAUAAAGAGCAUAUUACAGAGAACUCUGCGCCUGUUAAAAAAUGUCUUCAAGUUGCCAGACUUAAAAAUGGUUCUGGCCUUCUCACUCAGAAGGCAAGAGUGCUCAGGACUAUCAGUGGAAAAAUUCAGUCCAAUUCAACAACGACGGUCCCCCCUGAGAAGAAACCUAAGGGACAGUUUCGAGACCAGAGCAAAGUAGAAAAUAGCAGUCAUUUGGAACAUAAUAAAGAAAACAAAUUAGAGUGCUCACAACCUGUAGAAGUUGGCUGCCAAGUCAAAAAUAAGGCUCAUAGUUUAGAAAACCCUUCUCCACCUUCCAACUCCCUCUCUGUUUCUAACAGUCCUACGUGCCGUCUGGGAAGGGGUUCCGAAUUUUCCCAAGAGCUUUCAUUCCAGAAGAAGUGGGAAAAUUGGGAAAGAGAAAAGGAAAAAGAAAAUCUAGAGUUAGAUGAAUUUCUUUUCUUAGAACAAGCUGCUGAUGAAAUAUCAUUCUCUAGCAAUUCCUCCUUUGUACUGAAAAUCUUGGAACGAGACCAGAACGCCUGCCGCAGAAUGUCUUCUACACCUGUGAAAUCAGCUCAGCGACAGAAAACAAAUGCAGAGGAGAGCUCUCCAAACAACCCAGAUAAAAAGUCAGACCAUCAUCUUCUGCAAGAAGAUAAGAGUCUAUCGGAAAUGCCGCGUUCAUGCUGUGAAUCAAGAGCCUCAUCCCUUACUCAGAGGAAAGAGGCCAGCAAAGCUAGUAGGAAUGCAUUUCAAGGUAGUUUGGCUGCUGAGGAGCCAAUAGAAUGGCAAGUGAGGGACGAAGAGGAAGAAGAGGGGAAGAAGGGUAACAGCUAUGAUGUCCGACCUGACCCCUGUGAACUAGAUGUCACCGUAAAGACCACAGGUGCGGGUGCUGAUAAGUUCUGCGUAAGUAGAGAAGGUGACCCAGAAAACCGGGGUUGCAAAGAACCUUUCAGAGACACCAAAAAAGAAGGUAAAAGCAGGGAUGUGGAUCUGGAUUUGUCAGAUAAAGACUCCAGCAGCGGUGAAUCCAGCAUGGGAGAAAGCAUAGAUAACGAAGCGUUGGCAUCGCCACGAAGGAUGUUGUGUCUGAAUAGGAAUGAGAUGGAGUUCGAUGAUGACCGAACCUGGACUGACCUCGAAGAUGCGGACUGUGAUCUGGGCACGCCUGGCUGUGGACUGCCGCAGGCAGACUAUUCAAAUAAGAGUGAGAUAUCUCCCCCAGACAAAGCGAUAAGAAGGAAGGUGGCUCCAAUAAGGAAGGAUGAGGAGUUUUGCAAGUCCAGUACAAUAGAGAGCGAUACAGAGUCUCCUUCUGCUUCCAAUCUCAUGAUGAAGCUCUUCCCUUCCCUGAAGCCGAAAAAGAAGCCAGGUUCUUCCCCAGGGCGCGAGUCGAAGUCAGAUACUGAGCAAGAGCGACGAGGUGACAGCGUCCAGUCUCGGGUUUUGAGAGAGAAAGUUGUUGAGUUGGAAACAGAAAUUGAAAGAUUCAAAGCUGAAAAUGCUUGUCUAGCCAGACUUCGCCAAGAAAGAGAAACCGGCUUGGAAAAGCUCAGAAAAGAAAUCGCAGACUUUGAGAAACAGAAGGCAAAAGAAUUGGUUCGAUUUGAAGACUUUAAAAAGGAAGAAAUGAGAAAACUACAAAGAGAACGAAAAGUUUUUGAAAAGUAUGCCACAGCUGCAAGAGCCAUUCCUGAUAAAAAGGAACGUGAUGAAAUUCAGGCUUUAAAACAGCAAAUUACGGAAUUGCAAGAGGAUCUGAAACGAAAAGAAGCAAAAUGGUCCAGUACACAUGGCCGUCUGAGAAACCAAAUAGAAACAUUAGCGAGGGAGAACUCAGAGCUCCGGGAAGAAAUCAAAGUCAUCGAACGAUUCCGGGUCGAAGCCUGGAAGAAAGCAGAAGCUGUUGAAACCCACCUGAAGACUGAGCAGUCAACAGUUCCUGCAAAGAAAGGGGAAUGUGGGAAUUCAUCAAUAGGAUCGCAGAAAUGUCAAAACCCAUCUUCAGUAACACAAUACAAGAAGCCUGGAGAAGGGCAUCUGGCAGUACAAGAAAAACUUUGCAGAAGAUGCAGGUCACUGCCUACCGAUGACCAAAGUAAUUCAGAUAAGAGACUGGCAAAUGUGGGAGAAUCCUCUAAGAUUUUAAUGGAAAAUUCUUGCCCCAGCAGAAUAUUUGAAUCACCAAGUUGCCUACCUCCGGAAUCUAAAGAAGAAGAAAUUCAGGAAGAAAUUAGUCAUCCUGAUGGAAAGGUAGAAAAAGUCUUGAAAAAUGGUUGUCAUGUUAUCUUGUUUCCUAAUGGAACCCAUAAAGAAGUGAGUUCUGAUGGAAAGACCGUUACCAUCACGUUCUUCAAUGGUGACGUGAAACGGAUCCUGCCCGACCAGAGGGUGGUUUAUUACUAUGCCGUGGCCCAGACGACUCACACCACUUAUCCAGAGGGACUGGAGGUCUUGCAUUUCUCAAAUGGACAAAUAGAAAAGCAUUACCCCGAUGGAAGAAAAGAAAUUACUUUUCCUGAUCAGACCAUUAAAACUUUAUUUGUGGAUGGACGAGAAGAAAGCAUUUUUCCAGAUGGUACUAUUGUUCGAGUUCAAAGAGAUGGCAGUAAAAUCAUCGAGUUUAGUAAUGGCCAAACAGAACUCCACACAGACAAGUUCAAGAGGCGUGAAUAUCCAGAUGGUACUGUCAAGACUGUGUAUUCUAACGGUCACCAAGAAACCAAAUAUGUUUCUGGACGUGUGAGAAUCAAGGACAAGGAUGGAAAUGUUCUCAUGGAUACCAAGUUGUAGCUGGAUCACGAAGCUACUCGGUUCAUGAAGUGGUGCUGAAUUUCCCUUUUAAAAUAACUCUCCUGUCUCUCUUGAGAACAGAAAAACUAUUUCUCUAAGUUACUUAGUAUAUGGCUCUUAGUGUUGUAUAUUAUGUAAAUGCAGCAGAUGUGUGGGUGUUUUCAGAUUUGUAAAAUAAAUUUAUUUUAAAACUUUA